This is a messenger RNA of Racocetra fulgida, 405 nucleotides long. The record is from the annotation of a GenBank genome assembly. NCBI's taxonomy places the organism in Eukaryota, Fungi, Glomeromycota, Glomeromycetes, Diversisporales, Gigasporaceae.
UGGAGUAUUAUUGAAGAUGACUAUAAUUACCUUCAGAAUCUUGCAAAAACUCUCUUCGCAAUUGUACCAUCACAAGCAAACUCAUGUAUUUAUUCAUUUUAUAUUUCUAAUCUUAAAAAAGUACUUGUAUAUUAUGGAAAAGAUUUAUCAGAAAUCGAAUUACAUAAUAAUGCAUUAAAUCAAACAUCAUUUACAAAUAAUGAAAACAAUGAUAUGAUUAUAGCAGAAUCUGAAGAAAAGUUUCUUGAAAUUAGUUCUAUUGUUGAUUUAUCAGAUGCAAUAUUUGGUGGACAGGGUUAUGUUGAAGAAAGUUUAGCAACUAUACGUGAAAGUGGAAAUAUAGAGUUUGACCCAAUUAUGAUUGUUCAAAAUGAACUUCAGUCAAUUGAUCCUAAUUUGUUAUAA